ACGGGUGCCUGUCUGCAGUGUGCAAAGCCCAGGAGGCUUGGGCAAUUGUGGUUUCCUCCCUGCCCUCGGGGACGCCGCCGUGCUAGCCCAGCCCCCCGCGUGUCUCAGGACCUCAUCCGCUCAGGCAUGGAGGAGACAGUUGUGCGACCUUCGGUGUUCACGGUGGACGGACAGACCGACAUCCCAUUCAGGAGGCUGGGGCACAGGCGUCGGAGACGGCCCUGCAGCGCAGCCCAGCUGGGCCUGGGCCUCCUGCUGCUGCUGCUGGCCGCGGGGCUGGCCGUCCAGGGCUGGUUCCUGCUUCAGCUGCACUGGCGCAUGGGGGCGGUGGUCACACCCCUGCUGGACGGAGAUGCGAAAUCCUGGAAGCAGGUGAUACAAGAGCGGAGGUCCUACCAGACCAACCCAGCCGCACACCUUACAGGAGCCAACUCCAGCCUGACGGGCAGCGGGGGCCCGCUGCUCUGGGAGACGAAGCUGGGCUUGGCCUUCUUGAGGGGCCUCGGCUACCGCGAGGGCUCCCUGGUCAUCGCCCGGGCCGGCUACUACUACGUCUACUCCAAGGUGCAGCUGGGAGGCGUGGGCUGCCCGCCGGGGCCGAGCGGCAGCCUGCUCAUCACCCACGGCCUCUACAAGCGCACGCCCCGCUACCCCGAGGAGCUGGAGCUGCUGGUCAGCCGGCGGUCCCCCUGCGCGCGGGGAGCCAGCUCCCGCGUGUGGUGGGACAGCAGCUUCCUGGGGGGCGUGGUGCACCUGGACGCCGGUGAGGAGGUGGUGGUCCGCGUGCCCCAGGAGCGCCUGGUCCGACUCCGCGACGGCACCCGCUCCUACUUCGGGGCUUUCAUGGUGUGAAGGAAGGACUGACCGCAGAUCACGGGGGUCGGACAGGCAGCGGAACCUCAGAGAUGCUCUGGGGAGCCCCAAACUCAGCAAGCAAAGUGCUCGGCGGCCACCUCCAGGGGCCGAGGACCCAGCCACCCCCGAAGGCUGAAGACCCAGCGAGCAACAAAGGAAACCCUGCGGACCCUGCCACAGGCGGUCCUGAAGACAAAGCCCCCGGGGACUCGGGGGUCUGGAGGCCCCCAAUGAGGGGAUAGCUAAUCUGCCUGAUAUUCAGGAAGAAGGGGCGAGGGGUGGGUAUUUAUGUUUUUGAUUCAGAGAAGAGUGGGACUUGGGGGUCCCGGGACUUGGCUGAAGACAGGAAGCCUCACUCUCAUGCGCGUGGGCGGCUGGGGGGGAGAAAGUCAUCAUCAAGACUCCUCCGUGUGGACAGCCCAGCCCAGGCCCACCCGCGGCCACAGUCCCACAUUCAAGUUCCGCCCGCAGCCGCGUGGCCCCCCUUCUCCUGGCCGUGUGAGGUUGUUCUCAGAGACUCUGCACAGCCCGUGUGCCGCGUGCCGGUAAUUGUGUGACAGCCGGCUCUCCCGGGAGGGAAGAGACUUGGUAGUAUCUGCGAUUUCCUUCGUGUUGUUAACUCCCAUGGCGGCUGGUUUUCUGCCACCAAGGCAUCACCUAGGGGCCAGCUCCCAACUCUGUCGCAUUCCGGUC
Molecule: messenger RNA, 1548 nt
Organism: Mustela erminea (ermine)
Lineage: Eukaryota; Metazoa; Chordata; Mammalia; Carnivora; Mustelidae
Gene: TNFSF14
Product: TNF superfamily member 14
Exons: 4
Coding region: 127-852 (241 amino acids)
Biological process (GO): immune response
Cellular component (GO): membrane
Molecular function (GO): tumor necrosis factor receptor binding
Source: RefSeq, a predicted model, not a curated record